This is a messenger RNA of Amaranthus tricolor (Joseph's coat), 333 nucleotides long. RefSeq lists its product as uncharacterized. The coding region runs from base 1 to 333 and encodes 110 amino acids. The record is from RefSeq and is a predicted model, not a curated record. The transcript has a single exon. Lineage: Eukaryota; Viridiplantae; Streptophyta; Magnoliopsida; Caryophyllales; Amaranthaceae.
AUGCACGUUGCCAUUGGAGGCCGGGGGCGGCUCAAUCACAUCACUGCCAGACCCCCACCAUUAUCAGAUCCCAAUUAUAACCAAUGGGCACAAAAAGAUGCAAUGGUUAUCGCAUGGAUAAUCGAAAACAUAGACGGAGAUAUCGUUAAUCAAUUUCUGGACUACACAACAGCACACAGCCUAUGGCAAGGUAUUGAAGGCCUCUUAGGAUGUGGUAGGGAUGAACUACAAAUCUUUGAUUUGAGUUCUAAGGCAGCAACCUUGAAACAAAACCAUGACACUAUUGAAGUUUACUACGGUAAGCUUAACAUGUUGUGGAAAGAAAUAGAUUGA